Meyerozyma guilliermondii ATCC 6260 is the source of this 618-nucleotide messenger RNA. Its product is annotated as bifunctional diacylglycerol cholinephosphotransferase/ethanolaminephosphotransferase. The coding region runs from base 1 to 618 and encodes 205 amino acids. Gene Ontology annotation, cellular component: membrane. NCBI's taxonomy places the organism in Eukaryota, Fungi, Ascomycota, Pichiomycetes, Serinales, Debaryomycetaceae. Gene Ontology annotation, molecular function: phosphotransferase activity, for other substituted phosphate groups. The transcript has a single exon. The record is from RefSeq and is a predicted model, not a curated record. Gene Ontology annotation, biological process: phospholipid biosynthetic process.
AUGGGUUACUUCAUUCCGUCCAACAAGCUUGGUAACUUGAAGUUAUACAAAUACUCAUCGGAAGAUCAUUCGAUUAUUUCAAAGUAUAUCCUAAAAAAAUGGUGGAAUCAUUUUGUCAAGAUUUUCCCCAUGUCGAUGGCUCCCAAUGUGAUCACGUUGCUCGGGCUUAUGUUUGUGAUUGUUAAUCUUUUUGCCGUGUUCUACUACUCGCCUUACUUGGACCAAUCACAACCCAGAUGGUGCUACUUUUUCUAUGCUUUUGGCUUGUUCAUGUACCAAACGUUCGAUGGUUGCGAUGGUUGCCAUGCCCGUAAUACCGGCCAAAGUGGUCCAUUGGGUGAAUUGUUCGACCAUUCCAUAGACGCCAUCAACACAACUUUGGGAUCCAUUGUGUUUGCUUCCGUGUUCAAAAUGGGCUACGGAAAAUUGACAUUGUUGACUCAAAUUUGCAUCGGUCUGCAACUUUUAUGCUUCCACUUGGGAAGAGUACCACACUCACACCUUGUUUCUCUCGUCCUUCAGCGGCCCUGUCGAGGGUAUUUUGAUGAUCUGUGUUGUAUACUGCAUCACUGGAGUUUUGGGACCCGAUAUCUGGGACGUUCAACUCUUGAGUCUUGA